Molecule: messenger RNA, 1985 nt
Organism: Epinephelus fuscoguttatus (brown-marbled grouper)
Lineage: Eukaryota; Metazoa; Chordata; Actinopteri; Perciformes; Serranidae
Gene: brd7
Product: bromodomain containing 7
Exons: 17
Coding region: 66-1919 (617 amino acids)
Biological process (GO): regulation of transcription by RNA polymerase II
Cellular component (GO): nucleus
Source: RefSeq, a predicted model, not a curated record
UAGUGCUUCCGCUUUCACAGAGAUCACUGAGAGCGACCCGCCGGUGCCCGAUCAAAAUACAAACAAUGGGCAAGAAGCACAAGAAACACAAGUCCGAAAAGCACGGAUAUGAAGAGUACGGAGAGAGACCACUGAAGCUGGUGCUGAAAGUUUCUGGAAACGAAGUGACGACAGGAAGCUCGAGCCUGGACACUUUCUACGACGAGCAGCCGGCGGAAUAUGACAAACCUAAGGAGAAGAAGAAGAAAAAGAAGAAGGAUAAAGAGAGGAGCUUUGGGUCACCAGAGGAUGACAGAGGAAAGAAGAAGAUGACAAAGAAGAAGAAAGGUCAGGAUGCAGAUGGAGAUGAUGAACAGAGCAGAACUCCUGUCCGAUCAGAGCUGGACAAACUGGAAGAAAAGGAACAAACUCCCCUACAGGAAGCUCUGAACCAGCUCAUCAGGCAGCUCCAAAGGAAAGAUCCCAGUGCAUUCUUCUCGUUUCCUGUCACAGACCUCAUUGCUCCUGGCUACUCUGCCAUUAUCAGACGGCCGAUGGACUUCAGUUCAAUGAAGGAUAAAGUGAAGAAAGAGUGCUAUCAGUCACUAGAUGAACUCAAGGCGGAUUUCAGGAUCAUGUGUGAAAAUGCCAUGAUUUACAACAAACCUGAGACAAUUUACCAUAAAGCAGCCCGGAAACUGUUACACUCUGGAAUGAAGAUCUUGAGCCAGGAAAGACUGGAGAGCCUGAAGCAGAGCAUAGAGUUCAUGUCUGGUCUCGACCCUUCUGCCAAACUGCCGGGAAAGACUGAGGAACAAGGGAACAUCAGCCUGGACCAGAAAGGAGAGGGACCCUCGACCACAGACACCAGCGAGAGAUCCCAGACACCCAGCACACCCAGACAAGACAAGGACACUAAGGAUGAAGCGGCAAAGGUAGAGAAAGAGCUUGAGGAAAUCCGCAAGGUCAUCGAGGAGUCUGGAGGAAAGCUGUCCAACAGAGUGCUGCAGUGUGAUUUGGAGUUUGCAAGGCGGAAAUCUGACGGCUCCACCACUCUGGCAAUCCUCAACCCAGCAGAUCCAUCAGCAGGAGAUGUUGGUUACUGUCCUGUGAAACUGGGCAUGAUGUCCAAUCGGCUGCAGAGCGGCGUGAACACCCUACAGGGCUUCAGAGAGGACAAGAGGAACAGGAUUACUCCAGUGUCCUAUGUCAACUACGGGCCGUUCACCUCCUACGCACCCACCUACGACUCCAGCUACGCCAACGUCAGCAAGGAGGACUCUGACCUUAUCUACUCUCUCUAUGGCGAGGAGUCCAGUCCUCAGGGCUCAGACAGCUUGUCAGACUUCCUGGCCAAAUCAGACGAGUAUGUGUACAAACUGGCAGACAAUAUUCUGGACGCCAUGACGAAUGGAGAGCAUUCAAAAACCCUGAAAGAGACUGAGCCGCAGGUGGGGGAGGCAACAAACACACAAGAGAAAAAGGAUGACAUGGAGGUAGCUGAACCCGAAGCAUCCAACUGCAACAGGCUUGACUUCCUGCGCUCUGUUGCAGGCCUGCAGAUGGCUGAGGAGCUCUCUGGAGAGGCCCUGCACUUCCAGCAGAAAUUGGAUGAGACUACAAAGCUCCUGCAUGACUUGCAGGAAGCACAGAAGGAGCGUCUGAGCGCCAAGCAGCCACCUAACAUGAUUUGCUUGCUGGCUCCGACUGCCAAGGAGCUAGAGCUGGCUGAGAAGGUGACUGGGAACUUGGCUGAGCUCACUGGUCAAGUGGCCCCGUGUGAUGUCAGCAGUGUGUACGGCAUCAGGAAGGCCAUGGGCAUCGCUUUCCCUCCAGAACCACCUGGGCCCUUCAUUGACCUCACCACAGUGCAGGAGAUGGCUGAACCAAUGGAGAUCACGUCCAGUGGCCAGGACACAGCUCCAGUCGCAGCUGUUUAAUUAAAGUUACAGUUAAAUAAGUUAAGUUUUCUACGAAAGGUGCUUUUUGUGUGACAUUUGUAUGCA